AUAUCCAAGGCUACAGCCUCGGCUACUCGCUCCACCGAAUCCUCCUUAUCGACUUCAUUCAGGGCUACUGAAAGCAUUUCGAACAGCUUCGGUCGGAGACGCUAGCGAUAUCUUGUUACUUUCCUAUCCGACCAACGAAAACAGCCCCUACACGGAGUUAAAUAUUCGGGUGGUUGAUGGAUCGGUCGGCUCCCUUCCCUUCAACGCCGGUUGUUUCAAAAACAAUAAGCACCAGCCUAAUAAUCUUCACAGAAAAAUGCAAGCCGGUAUCAGCGGAGACUUUAGUGGAAAUUCAGGGGAUCAUAACGUAUUGGGUAAUAAUAAUAAUAACCUGAAUAGCGUUACCAAUUUCGGACAGAUAUAUCAUGGGUGUGUGCUGAGAGCCGGGGGCAGAGGUAUUACCCGCCUUCCCGAAUGACUACUAGCAAAUAGCUAAUCCCUAGCCACAGCUAGAAGAAACAUCUCGGCCUUAUCGGGUAAUUCCCUACUACAGAAACACCAAAUUCACUGGCCGUAAACAUCUCAUCGAGUCGAUAAAGGAACUUUCCAAGGGUACUGGCCACCACCGGAUCGCGCUUCAUGGAUUGAGCGGAUCUGGGUAUGUAUUCAUUGUUCUUAUUCCGGGGGUUCACUAACAUUGCUUAGAAAAACACAGAUUGCACUCGAAUACGUUUAUCAGCGCGCAAGCGAGAACGAUUGUGGUGUUUUCUGGGUGCAGGGGAGUGGUGUAUUAAAGUUUAUUGAGGGUUUCCAAGUUAUUGCGGAACAUGUUCGAAUUCCUCUACCCCUCGCCCCGACGGACCAAGAGCAAUUCCUGGCGAGUAUAAAGAGGUGGUUUGAAGGUCCCGAUAGUGGUGAUUGGGUACUGGUUAUCGACAACGCGGACAACGGGGAGGGCUUUAUUGGCAACUGCGGUCCAAUCUCAAAAUUUGUACCGCAAGGCCAAAGAGGGACUCUAAUAUUCACCACCAGAUCUCUCCAGGUUGCAUCAUGGCAGGGUUGUGAAAGGAUCGAUGUUGGAAAAAUGGAGGAGGAUGAAGCCCAUGCACUGUUUUCGAAGCGCUUUGGUAGCUGGAACGGGUUGGGCGAUGAAAAAGAGGCGAUCACAAUGAUCCUGGAAUCCCUACAUCACAUCCCGCUGGCUAUUGUGGGUGCGGCAGCUUUUAUGACUGAAACCCAGACACCACCUUCCACUUACUGGACCAUAUUUCGGGGAAGCGACGAACAUGCGAAGAAACUGCUAUCACAGCGAUUUUACGAUAUUCACCGAGAGGCCGAUAUGAGCGAAACCAUCCUAGCUACGUACUUUAUCACCUUCAGCCGGAUCGCACUCCAGACGCCCCUAGCGGCGAAUCUCCUGCAUUUAAUUGCCUUCUUUGAUCGUCAGAGCAUACCCGAGGAGCUACUGAGCCGGUGUGGUUUGGAAGGGAUGGACGAUCCAGUUGAGUUUCGUCAGGCCAUUGGAAAGCUAUUAGGGUUUUCGCUAGUUACAACAGUUAAGUGUGAGGACAAGACAUUUUACGAGCUUCACCGUUUGGUCCAACUGUCUUUACAGGUGUAUUUACCAACAGAAGAUUUUAAUAGAUGGACGGCCACUGCGCUAAGAGUGGUUUCAAGGUUGUUCCCUAAGGAUAUAAGCGAGCGGAGAUAUCUUGGUUCUGCAUACAUUCCACAUGUACUUGCAGUGACGAAAGAUUCGACGGAUCCCAUUGCCGAAGAGCUCUGUUUUCGCCUCGGACAGUACUUUCUCGAUAUGGGUUUCUACAAUAACGCAGAAAUUCAAUUCCGUCGAUGUAUUGUACUUCGGGAAGAGAGUAAAGAGUAUGACGAGGAUGCGGAAGGUUAUAGGAGGGUUAUACUUCUGGGAGUGGCAAGCGCAUAUCAAGGAAAGCCAGAUGUGGCCGAGAAGAUAUUUCGGGAUUUGUUAGAGGAUAUUGAAGGAUCCUUGGGUCCAAAUAAUCCCAUCACCCUGGAGGCGGUCCGGUACCUGGGUAUCGUGUUACGAGACCGGGGAAAGUACAACGAAUCAGAGGCAUUGAAUCGGCGCGCACUGGAGGCUUACGAGAGGGUUCUUUGAUCAGACCACCCAGACACUCUAACCAGUGCCCGCAAUCUAGCUACGGUGCUGCAAUACCUAGGAAAGUACAAGGAAUCUGAGACGAUGCAUCGACGUGCACUAGAGGGGCACGAGAAUAUUCUUGGGGCAGACCACGCAAACACUCUAACAAGUGCCAACGACCUUGCUAUUGUGCUGAAAAUCCGAGGAAAUUACGGCGAAUCAGAGAUGAUGAACCGGCGUGCGUUGGGGGGGGUAUGUGAAGAUCCUUGGAGCAGACCACCCGGACACUCUAGCAAGUGUCGGAAACCUAGCCAUUGUGCUGCAACACCAAGGAAAGUACAAUGAAUCCGAGAUGAUGCAUCGACGUGCACUGGAGGGGCGCGAGAGGAUUCUUGGAGCAGACCACCCAUACACUCUAACAAGUGUCGGCAACCUAGCUACGGUGCUUCAAGACCAAGGAAAGUAUAGUGAAUCCGAGAAGAUGUAUCGACGUACAUUGGAGGGGACCGAGAAAAUUCUUGGAGUAGACCAUCCGGACACUCUAACAAGUGUCGGCAAUCUGGCUACAGUGCUUCAAGACCAAGGAAAGUACAGAGAAUCCGAGAUGAUGCAUCGACGUACACUGGAGGGGAGCGAGAAGAUUCUUGGCGCAGACCACCCGAACACUUUAACCAGUGUCGGCAACCUGGCUACUGUGCUGCAAGACCAAGUAAAGUACAAUGAAUCCGGGACUAUGCAUCGACAUACACUUGAGCGGCGAGAGAAGAUUCUUGGAGUAGACCACCCAAACACUCUAACAAGUGUCGGUAACCUGGCUACUGUGCUUCAAGACCAAGGAAAGUACAAUGAGUCCGAGACGAUGCAUCGACGUGCGCUGGAGGGACGCGAAAGGAUUCUUGGACACGACCAUCCCAAAACCCGAUUGAGUGCUAAAAACCUGGCUACGCUGCUGCGAUCACAAAGACAGUGUGACAAUUUAUAGCUGAGGAAGCGGUGUACGCGGCAGGCACUGCGAGGAACCUCACGGGAUACCCGGCCACUAUUUGCUCGCCGUGUUGUCCGGAAUGCGCAGGAGAGAACUCUACCGCAAGGGCGAUAGACGGGCGGGGGAGAGUAAAGAUCCGCGGGAGUCAGCUGCGGACCAGACGAAACUACCAAGAUUGACUCACUAGGGGUUCGGUAGUCAUCAGUUGAAGCGUAGGGUGGAGGAAGUGUUGGGUAUUUUCAUUCUGCUUUUGAAUUUUAACUCCUAUUAUUUCUUUUCUCCUUUAACGGUUUAACGGUAUGCGUUUUCCUCUUUAACUUCAAAUGGCGUGCCUUGCAUUUGAUAAGCUCCUUGUAUCACACUCCUUUGCCACUCGUGAUCAUAAGAAGUCACUCUCUUGUUAUUCUUC
Tuber aestivum (summer truffle) is the source of this 3453-nucleotide messenger RNA. Lineage: Eukaryota; Fungi; Ascomycota; Pezizomycetes; Pezizales; Tuberaceae. The record is from the annotation of a GenBank genome assembly.